CUCACGCUCUAAUCUAUAUGAUUUACAGGUUUGGGGGGCGAGAGGCAGGUUGGAAAUCACAGCUUAUCGGAUGGAGCCAGACGAUCCUUGAAGACCAAGAGGAAGGCCAAGAUUUGCUGGUCUUCAACGCUGAUCAUUCUCUCAGCUCGAGUCGCCUCCUCUCCGCCCCCUGCAGGCCGACCAGGGAGCUGCUCAGGGGCCGAGUUGGGCCGGGAGCACGGAGCCUACAGCUCUGGCCCGCUGGGCUGUGGCGGCGGUUCCCCCGGCUGCAGGCCGGCCACCCGGGCGCGGGGACAGCGGGCCAUGGCGCGGGUGCUGAUCGUGGGCGCCGGGCUGACGGGAAGCUUGUGCGCGGCGCUGCUGAGGAGGGAGGCGUCCAGUCCUCUGCGCCUCACUGUGUGGGACAAGGCCGAGGAUUCAGUUUUUAUGAUGAAUUGUUAGCUGGUGGCAUUUUGAAGCCUCUGACCUCUCCUAUUGAUGGAAUGGUGAUAAAAGAAGGAGAUUGUAACUUUGUAGCACCUCAUGGAGUUUCUUCAAUUAGUAAACAUUACUUGAAUCAAUCAGGUGCUGAUAUCUGCUUCAGACAAUGUGUGACUCAGAUCAAUUUGAGAAACAACAAGUGGGAAGUCUCCAGGGAAACAGGCUCCUCUGAGCAGUUUGAUAUCGUUGUCCUCACGAUGCCCGCUCCUCAGAUUCUGCAGCUUCAAGGUGACAUCGCCAACUUAAUUAGUGAAUGCCAAAGGCAGCAACUGGAGUCUGUGAGCUACUCCUCUCGCUACGCUCUGGGCCUCUUUUAUGAAGCUGGCACGAAGAUUGAUGUCCCUUGGGCUGGGCGGUACAUCACCAGUAAUCCCUGCAUUCGCUUCAUCUCCAUUGAUAAUAAGAAACGCAAUAUAGAGUCAUCAGAAAUCGGACCUUCCCUUGUGAUUCACACCACUGUCCCAUUUGGAGUUACAUACUUGGAACACAGCAUUGAGGAUGUGCAGGAGUUAAUCUUCCAGCAGCUGGAAAACAUUUUGCCUGGUUUGCCUCAGCCAGUAGCUACCAAAUGCCAGAAAUGGAGACAUUCACAGGUUACAAAUGCUGCUGCCAACUGUCUUGGUCAAAUGACUCUUCAUCUCCAGCCUUUUCUUGUGUGUGGAGGGGAUGGAUUUACUCAGUCCAACUUUGAUGGCUGCAUCACUUCCGCCUUAUGUGUUCUGGAAGCUUUAAAGAAUCAUAUUUAGUACUGCUUGUAUUCUUAUUUUUCACAUGUACUUUGGGGUUUUUGUUUUCACAAUUUUCUGUCAUUGAUUAUUUUGUUUUCUCUUUUGUUGAGAGAAAUUACUGGAAAAAUUGUUCUUUACUGAUUAUUAUUUUUCACAUGGAGUAUAAAAUAAAUUUUAUAAUUUCAGUACUUACAACUCCUACAAGAAUGAAAAAUCCUUUGUACUUUAUACUUUUCUCCACUUUUCUGAAUUGCCGUGUUUACCCACUCCUUGUUGGAGGCAAAGCAGUGCUUAAGAAAAAGCAAAGAGCUCUCCCUCCAAAUUAUGUCAAAUCCAAGUAGCAGUUCAUGUUCACAGACCUUUGUUGUCCUUUUGAAAAUUUCAGUCCCAAAUAAAGAAUAGUGUUUAUCAAGAUAUCGUGAUAAAUCUUCAAGUAUAUCCUUGAUUUGAUAUUUUUGCAAAUUGCUGAGCUACAAGAUUUCUCCACACUGUGGAAACAAAGGGUAAUUUUUGUUUCUCGUUUCUCUUCCAAGUUAUUAAAUGCUCCUGAAUUGUAGGUCACGUAUGUCAUCAUCUCUAAGAACGCAGUUUGGAGGGCAACUUGACUGACAAAGAAAUGUCUCUUCAAAUUUUCAGAAAAUAACCAGAUUCAACUUGACUUUCCGAGUCACACAGUACUUCUUAACCUUAAGAAAUCCAGCCCUAAUGGGAAAGAUAAAAAUUAAAUAGAAGCUGAGAGGAAUUAUAUUGAUCUUUACCGUGUGCUAUCUCCUGCGGCUAGUGCUGUUACUUUUAUGCCCUCUCCAGUGUGUGCUGUGGCAUUUAGACUGUGUCAAGUUUAAUGAAUUUAAUACAAAAAAUUUUUACUGAACCAGAAAAUAGAUGCACUUAAAAUAGUUCAAUAUUUGCCAACUUAGCGGUUCAGCAUAUCAGCCACAUGCAUCAGUGACAACCCAUGACUUGCUGGCUCGAGAGAAAUUGAUCCCCAGCCUUCUGAACAAGCUACUUGUUGCUAAUUUAGAAAGCAAACUGGUGAGUUCCAUUUUGUCAUUUUGAAAGGAAGGAAGUCAUCACAGCCUCUCAGAUCACUGCAGUCUCUCAAACUAAGAAAAGUUCCACAAAAGACCCCUUAGCUUGGUAGUAUUUAAAAUCUCACACUGACAUGCCCACUAUCAGGCAUGCACAGGCAUGGGCAGAACUUGUUUAUGUAACUACAGAGUGGGUUUUUUCUAUGGAAUGUUCUUAUACAUCUCCUACUUGUGAUCAAUUGAUGGAAAACUGAAAUGCCUACGUGUGGUUAACGUCACUUAUUUUUGAAAAUAUAGAAAGGAA
Molecule: messenger RNA, 2540 nt
Organism: Capra hircus (goat)
Lineage: Eukaryota; Metazoa; Chordata; Mammalia; Artiodactyla; Bovidae
Gene: RNLS
Product: renalase, FAD dependent amine oxidase
Exons: 6
Coding region: 18-1226 (402 amino acids)
Cellular component (GO): extracellular region
Molecular function (GO): oxidoreductase activity, acting on NAD(P)H
Source: RefSeq, a predicted model, not a curated record